AGCGUUCUCCUCUCGAGGAGGGAGUGAGAAACUUUACAGCACGCUACAAAUACUCCGUGGCAGAAUUCUCUUUUUGUUGAAUGCGCCCUUCAGACUGAUUUAGCUAGGGCACCUCGUGUUUGUCAAAGUGAACCGCUUGCUUCAUUAUUAAACACACGUAAACAGACUUUGUAACUUGGAAACUCGUGAGGACAAACUAAGCAUCUCCAACUGUUACUUUAGUUGCUCGUCGGCUAGAGUAGUCGACCCAGUUUCUUCUACUUUAGACCAACAAAACAAAGAGGAAAGCAUCAGGGAAGGCAAGGUUUGAUCUCUUAUAUCACAGCCUAUGCAGUUGGGAACACUUUCUAUGAGUUGUGCAGGAAAGUAGCUUAACCUAACGGAAAUUAACGUAUCCAUCCAUACUCAAGAGUCUCGCGCAGCUUUCUGUGCUAGCACCUGCAGAGAUGACACGAAGGUCUUGCGCGAUUUAUGCGGUCGGGAUCAUCUGCGCUUCCCUGCUGUUCGUCGGGAUUGGUUUAGUUGUGUCUCAAGGUUUCCGCACGUUGAUGCACAACCGCCUCAAAAAGGAGAUCGUUUUGGUAGAGGGCAGCCGUGUGUUUGAGUCAUGGAAAACCCCUCCACCUCCUGUCUACAUGGAGUAUUUUUUCUUCAAUGUGACCAAUGUGGACGCCUUCCUUGAAGGGGCCAAGCCAGAGGUCAAGCAGGUUGGACCCUACACGUACAGGGAGUACAGGUAUAAGGACAAUGUAAGCAUGGUGGAAAAUAACAGGAUGGUGUCCGCAUACAACAUCAAAAGCUUUGUGUUCCUGAGAGAGAAGUCUGUGGGUGACCCAGCUGUGGAUAACAUCACCACUGUCAACAUCCCUGCUUGGGCUGUAAUGAACAAGGUGAAAGGGAGUUUCUGGAAGACCUCCAUGGCAUCCAUGUUGAUGACCUCUUCCAGGAGCGGUCUUUUCACUACUCGCACUGUGGAUGAACUGCUGUGGGGAUACGAAGAUCCCUUGCUGGCCCGCGUCGCUACCAGCAGUCCUGAGGUGGAGAAGGUCUUUGGCCUCAUGUACAAGAAAAAUGGAACUAAUAACGGGGAAUUCAUCUACCACACUGGGGUGCAGAACUACAUGGAUUAUGGCCGCGUUGAAACAUGGCAAGGCCAAAGCCAGCUGACCUUCUGGGCGUCUAACCAAAGCAACAGCAUCAAUGGAUCAGAUGGAAGUGCUUUCCAUCCCCUGCUGAACAAGAAUGAACGCAUUUACAUCUUCACUCCAGACCUCUGCAGGUCGAUCCACAUGGAAUUUGAGAAGGAUGUAGAGGUGAAAGGAAUCCCAGCCUACCGUUUCACACCGCCACGCUCUGUUUUUGCCAGCAAAGAGGAGAACCCAGCCAAUGAGGGUUUCUGCGUCACCCCACAAGAGUGCCUGGGAACUGGCCUUCUUAAAGUCAGUCCUUGUCGGAAAGGUGCCCCAGUGGUUGCCUCCUUUCCUCAUUUUUACCUGGGAGAUGCUAAAUAUGUGGCUGCCAUUAAAGGAAUGUCCCCUCAAAGACAGCAUCACCAAACCUUCCUAGACCUUAACCCAACCACUGGAGUGAUUGUUCGUGCAAACAAGAGAGCACAGAUAAACAUCUUGCUCAGCAGAAUCUCUGGAUUCCCGAAAACUAGAACGCUUAAUGAGACAAUCUUUCCCGUCAUGUUCCUCAAUGAGAGUGUGGUGAUUGAUGAUGCGUCUGCGGCGAGAGUACACAAGCUGCUGCUGAUUGUCACUCUAGUGUCCAACUUCCCGCUCAUUAUUGUGGGACUGGGUGCCAUACUGCUCGCAGUCCUCAUCAUCCUUCUGGUCCGGGCCCGCAAACAGAAGAAGGAAGUUAAGCGCACUGUGUUUACCAAGGCUCUCUAUGCUACCUCCACUGAAGAGGACACUUCUUACUCUCGAGUCAGUGACAAGGAAAAGGAAGAUCCACAAAAUGGAACCUAUAUCGGUCUGUCACCUAAAGAUGACCCAUAAGCUUGAGGAGGGGGAGAAUGAUCAGAAGGGCUCUUUGUACAUCGACAACCCUCAGAAAUACAAAUAGGGAUUUGGGUUUUCAGGAGAGAGAUUAUUGUCAAUAUCUCCUUUAUGAUUGGAAAUCUUUGGGGUGGGGGGUGAGGGCUAGAGGAGGAAAACAUGUUUUUAGUUUCAAACAUACUGUCCUGUAUGUAUUAAUUUUAGCCAUGCAGAGCUACCCAAAGUCCAGGUCUAGCACAAUAUUUUCCCAGAAAAAGUUUGACAUUCAUUCAAAAACACUGUCGAGGGUUACUUUUUGCUGUUUGGUUAAAUCAGUUGCUGAAAGCUGCAGUUCUCAAAUGAGUAAAAAUGGAGAGCCUACUUUGUGGUGAUCCGAAACAAACAAACCCACCCCUGUGGGAUCAUUUUGAUUUUAGUGCUGUGGCCUCACCUUAUUUUCUGUUUACCUCGAUUGUGCCUUCAGAUUUUACUGACUGAUUACUAUGUUACAGGGCAUAGAGGGUAAUUUGGGACCAGGGUAAUGAAGUCCAUAAAUCGUGAGAUUUUUAGAUAUCAUACGUCACUCUCAGGGGUCCUCUGCUUAGAUACAAUCAAUCACUAUUAAAGAUAGGGAGAGAAGCAAAGCAUACUGCAAGGCUUCUCUUUGUGCAGCAAUUUAAUCAAUUCAGUAUUACUAUGUUUCAUUUGCAUUUCGUCCUAAACCAAAUGUUACAAAACCUUGCCAUUGCUCAUUAGUGUUUUCUAUUCAUGCACUGUAUUUAGAGGGAUAUCUAUAAACAUUGUUAGCACCGCAAUUGAGAAACCUUCAGAGUAUAUUUUUGUAUGUAGAAAUGUUUGAAUGAGGAACAUGCUAAGUUAAAGCUUCACAGUUGUCUUCUAGUAGUAUAAUGAUCGACACCUUUAUCAGCCAUAUAAAGGCCUGAAUAUGACAGGAUUUUGUGGUUGAAAUAAUGAUUCAUACACUACAGAAUAUGUGUACAUUAUUUUUGUCCUACAUAACUCCUCACGUAACAUUAACCGCCAUUUAAAAAAUAGAAUUCAGCUUAUUAUCAUUUCAAAAUGUGCUUUGUUGAAGGCCUUACUUAGAUAUUGUUGGUGCUGUAUAUGACACCAAACAAACCUUUUCUUUAAUGUUUGUGAAAGACUUCAUGUCAGGUGUCAAGCCAUUGCAACUAAAAACUCAUGAAGGUUCAAUAUGAAGAAACACUCUAGUUGUGCCUUUAAAAGAAUCUAUGUUACUGAAUUUAUUUUGCCUUUUAUAGUUUUCACAUAAUUUUGUGAAAAGAACAUCAUGUCAAACCAACACAUCUACUCUCGCGUAUAUAUAUCGUUUUCUUCCAGAUACCAAACAAAAAUAAGCAUGAAACUGCUAUGAGUUUUUAUAGUUGGCGGCAGGGUCAAACUGCACUUUGAAAACACUUUGCUUGAAUGAUAGAUUGUUGUGCAGAGCCACAGCUUUCUCACUCGAGGCUGGUGAAAACAAUUGAUUUCAGGUGCCAUUUAAUGUAAUAUAGAAAAUGCUGCAGAAUUACUACUUAUGAACUGCGUUGAGCCCAGCUUUUAUUUCUGUGCUUAUUCUUAGUUGUAACAUCUAAGGAUAAAUGAGUUCCUUCAUACCACCUCGUCAUUACAUGCACUGCAAUAAUCAACAUUAAAUAUAUCGACGACGAUAGCAGAGAAGCUGUAACAAGUUUCAUUUAUGGAUUUCUGCUUCCUUAUUUGAUUUUACUAUUUGUGUUUGAUGUAUACUUUAAUCAGUUAUGUACAAUAAGAAACUAGAAGAAAUUCAUGAGAGUGCAUAAUGUAUCAUAAUUUCAUUAGAAGGGGAAUGAAUGGAUAAAGCAAGCUUUUUUACACAAAAAACACAGUAUUACACAAUAUUAGUGUUGUGGUUAAAAAGGAUAAAUUAUUUUGUUGAGUUGGUAAAUCCAAAACACAGAAAGAACCACCAUACUAGGCUACUUUGUGCCAUACUUUGAUAACAGAUUGUAUUUUCUGAAAUUAUCGUUACUGCUAUAACCACUUGUUCUUAUUGUCAGCUUGUUUUGAAACGCUGACUGUUAGUACUGUGUACACAAAAAUAAAAGUAGUUUGAGUAAA
Messenger RNA from Perca fluviatilis (European perch), 4103 nucleotides. Its product is annotated as lysosome membrane protein 2-like. The transcript has 13 exons. Gene Ontology annotation, cellular component: lysosome; membrane; cytoplasm. NCBI's taxonomy places the organism in Eukaryota, Metazoa, Chordata, Actinopteri, Perciformes, Percidae. Gene Ontology annotation, molecular function: scavenger receptor activity. The coding region runs from base 447 to 2003 and encodes 518 amino acids. The record is from RefSeq and is a predicted model, not a curated record. Gene Ontology annotation, biological process: protein targeting to lysosome; receptor-mediated endocytosis.